AUGGGUCGCGUACGCACCAAGACCACCAAAAGGGCCUCCCGUGUCCUCAUCGAGAAGUACUAUCCCCGCCUCACUCUCGACUUCCACACCAACAAGCGCAUCAUCGAUGAAGUCGCUGUUGUCCCCUCGAAGCGUCUGCGCAACAAGAUUGCCGGCUUCACCACCCACUUGAUGAAGCGUAUUCAGCGUGGCCCUGUCCGCGGUAUCUCAUUCAAGCUCCAGGAGGAGGAGCGCGAGCGCAAGGAUAACUACGUCCCCGAGGUCUCGGCCCUCGACAUCACCGUCAACCCUCUGGAGAUCGACCCCGACACCAAGGAACUCCUCCACUCCCUCAACUUCGACUCCAUCCCCCACACCAUCGUUACGCCCACCCUCCCCCAGGCCGACCGGGGACCCAGGAGGGACCGCCGCAACGUUCCGGGUGCCGGCCGCUCGUAA
Epithele typhae is the source of this 438-nucleotide messenger RNA. RefSeq names its product ribosomal protein S17e. Gene Ontology annotation, biological process: translation. The record is from RefSeq and is a predicted model, not a curated record. Bases 1 to 438 code for a protein of 145 amino acids. Gene Ontology annotation, cellular component: ribosome. Gene Ontology annotation, molecular function: structural constituent of ribosome. NCBI's taxonomy places the organism in Eukaryota, Fungi, Basidiomycota, Agaricomycetes, Polyporales, Epitheliaceae. The transcript is spliced from 5 exons.